AUGCUUCGUUACCCCUUUAUGCGGUGCGUUAGAGGGAGUGGCGUAAGUGUCACCACAGAUAUUCUUUAUUCCUCUUUUUGGAGGAAUUGCAGUACGCUUACUAACGCUUCCUCAGACAGUUCUGUUCACCCAGACCUCAUUGAAGAACUAAAAGAACUUCUGGAGCGUGUUCCCGCUGAGAAGUGGAUCCCGGUUGGAACGCUCUACAACGAUCUCUCUCUCGAUAGCCGCAGACGCCAUGUCCGACCGCAUAAAACACUCGCAGCGGCAUUAUCGAAAGCUACUGGGCUUGGUGUGCAUUUGAAUCAAACGGGUCUCAUGUUUUGCAAGGGGAUUCCACCAAAAGAGAUUGAUGUACCGUCAAGAGAGACAACAGAUCAGACUUCUAAUACUACUCCCUGCAGUGGUGAUAAGGAGGGUGCGGGUGUUUGUGGUUCCAGUGGCAGCGGUGCCAGUUCAGAACAAGCAGCUGGGGUUUUUAUGCGACCCACGGAAAGGGUAACGGUGGAUACUUCCAGUGAUAUACCGCCUGUGGAUUUCUAUUAUGAUGUUGGGCUUCGAGAUUAUCCUCCCCCACCCCCGGACUUCGAUGUAACCGCAUCAACGUUGCCUUCUCCAACAAUGAUGGGGAAUGGGGCGAUUCUCUCACUUAGUAGUUUUGUUUCGUACAUUCCACCAUUCUUUGUGCCGCUGGGAGAAGUUCUGAAGGAGAUGCCUGGAUACACGGAGGAGCACAUUGAAAGAUAUUUUCAGCAUCGUGCCUCAGAAGUAGUCACAGUGGCUGGGCGAAAAUAUAUUCGGCUUUAUGGUGGUUAUGCGAAGUUUCCAUUGGACGGUUGUGAAGUGGCCGAAGAGCGUUUUGAACGAUAUAGGCCUGAUCCCCUCGUACUAAAGCCAUUUAUUGACUCCUUUGGAGGCAUUACGGGGCGUUGGAUGCCACUUCGGAUUCUGUUAGAUCGUGCAGGACAUGCGGCGGUAGAGAAGUUGCCAUUUAAGGGGCCUGCUUCCAUUAUUUAUUUUGCCCAAAUGCAACACGUUUUUGCUUUUGCCGUUGACCGUGACGGGGGCUCGGUGCUUCUGCGUCCACCGGGUUACGAUGGCCUUGAGUGUGAGACGACACCGACCCCAAAGAGUUGUAACUGCAUCCUUCGUCUGGUUCCACAGGACGGACAGGUGGAUAUUCGCCACAUUGAAGAGUCCAUCCCUGUCUCGGUUCAGGAGGAGGUGAAAAUAUUUUACGGCACGCUUCUGCAAUUUUUUCGGUUUCAUGCCGCCGUCUUUUCUCUCUCUGCAGAUGGCUCUGUGGUUAUGCGGCGUAGAUUUAAGGAUCGUAUUGACAAGGAUCAGUUGUCCCUGGAGGAACAGCUGGCUAUUGCCAUCAGUGAACGGAACAAAAAGAAGAUUCGCUCCCUCCGACGCCGCAUUGCCUUCCGGAAUGAUCCAUCGAACCCCUUUCACGACCCCGACAACCUCGCGCGGGAGCUUCAUCGUUAUCUUCCCAAGAAAGGCCAUGUGCCACUCAAAACGUUUCUCAAGAAAAACGUGCCGGAGGAAUUGCUGAAUUACCUGCCGCGUAGAUUUUGGAAUUUCUUCAACAACUACCCGCAAUACUUCCAACAUUUUGAAUAUCAGGUGGCGGGGCAGUGGUGUAUUUGCCAGCCGGGUCUGCCAUUACCGCGUGGCGUCAUUCGGCAAGAAUUCUCAGAGGAAGACCUUGUUCGGUUGGUAGCCGAAUUUCUUCAGCAGCGUGGACCAAAGGCAUGCUCAACUAUUAUUCUUCACAUCCCGCGUGGAGCGCAGGAGGCUGUGCGGAAGCGUUACGGUGGUGUAUUUUACCUUGUGCAGGCAUUUCCACAGUACUUUAAUGUUGUAUUGCCUGCCGAAACGGGUAAUGUUGUAAGCAUGGCGAUGGUACACCUAGUGGAGCUGCCUGGUGCGGAGUUCACAGGCAGGAGUGGGCCAUCGAAUGCUGUGGUGGAUAAGGAGGGAGGGAAAUGGGAUGAGAACGAAGAUAUUGACGACGAGGAGGAGGACGAAGACGGAGCGUUGGCGACCUCACGGUAG
Messenger RNA from Trypanosoma cruzi, 2064 nucleotides. RefSeq lists its product as uncharacterized. Bases 1 to 2064 code for a protein of 687 amino acids. The transcript has a single exon. The record is from RefSeq and is a predicted model, not a curated record. Lineage: Eukaryota; Euglenozoa; Kinetoplastea; Trypanosomatida; Trypanosomatidae.